AUGUACCGGUAUUACUAUAAUUCGAAUUUAACGGUUUUAAAGAGUGAACCAAAAUAUGACGAAAUCUUUUAUACAAAUGAAGUUAAUGGCGGAACUUUUGGAUUAAUUAAUAACACUGAAAUUCAUAGCCAACAUAUUACGAACCCUUUCAACGUUCAAGGGCCUGCUCAUUUCAUUGACUGUGUAGGUUCAUAUUCAGAUGGCUGGAAUACACCAUCUCCAGCAAGCUAUCGCUCAUCAAGCCCUGAAUUCACGGACAUGAACCAAAUUGUACCAAUAUCUAAUGGAAUAAAUCAAAGCACAGGUACAUUGCACUUCAAUUCAAAUAUAGAACAGCAUCAAACACAAUUCCAAUAUAAUACAACGAGUUGUCCAGCACUUUCAAACACUUCUUCUGCAUUUUGUAAAAACGUAACUUCUGUUACAGUCUUACCAAAAAAACGUAUAAACACAAAAAAAAGGAAAAGUAGUGUAACAUCACUGCCUUGUGAUUCGGAUGUGAUCAAAGUAGAAAAAGUCACUACCAGUGAAAGUGGAGUCAUUUCAAAUAGUGAUAAUCUUUCUAAUGAAAGUAAUGUAAUAAAUAAUGCAGAUUUUAGUUCUUUUGAUUUCGCUGAUGAAGCAUUUUUUGACGAAAGCUGUGAUAAUAAUGAUAUGGACUUUUUAAAUGAUGAAGAGUAUAUUGAAAGUAACCUCGCAGAAAGUUCGUCAUUUGAACACUCGAACGAUGCCAACAUACCGACAACUGUAAUACAAACAGUUACCUUAAGUAAUAGUAACUCUAAAAGAAAACGCGGUAAACAAAUUUCACCAGUUGUAAAGAAAAAACGUAGAUUAGCAGCAAAUGCAAGAGAACGUCGACGUAUGCAAAAUUUAAAUCAAGCCUUCGAUAGAUUGCGGCAAUAUUUACCAUCACUAGGCAAUGAUAGACAACUUUCCAAGCAUGAAACACUUCAAAUGGCUCAAACGUAUAUAACAGCGCUCUAUGAACUUUUGCACAGCUCUUAA
Condylostylus longicornis is the source of this 1008-nucleotide messenger RNA. Its product is annotated as protein atonal. Gene Ontology annotation, molecular function: protein dimerization activity. Bases 1 to 1008 code for a protein of 335 amino acids. The record is from RefSeq and is a predicted model, not a curated record. Lineage: Eukaryota; Metazoa; Arthropoda; Insecta; Diptera; Dolichopodidae. The transcript has a single exon.